AUGAGUUUUGCUCUACCUUCUUCAAAAUUACCUCUUGUAUACCGACACCCCUACCAAGGAUUCGUCAAUGUUUUACCCUAUAUUGAUGGGGACUUAGACGCCAAAACUUAAAACAUAGUAUUGAAUGUUACACUAAACAGGUCGAUCGUCUGAUUCAAUAAGAAAUGUAAAACAUGGACCCUCAGGAUUAUUUGCAUGAAUUACCAAUGCCCUAAACGAAAUUAACAGAUCUAUUGAAAUCAGAGAUGGAAAGAGUCUAGCAAUAGCAACCCAUGAAUAAAAUCGAUUUCGAAUAGAAACCUAAUUUCAAUGAAGAGUUUUAAUCAACCCAUGAAAUUCAAGAGGCCAAUUAAUAAUUAAAUGUACUUAAUCAAUAUGCUUAAAUUAAGUAAUUCAAAAUCAUCAUACUUUAAGCAUAAUCAAUUCAGAAUUGCUCAAUAAAUAUGGCAAAGAAUCGUGGGCAUUAUUGCUCAAAUCAUAAGAAAAUGAGAAGAAUAGAUUAUCAAAUGAGGUUGUCAAGUAAUAGCAAGAAUUGAAUCAUAUUAAUGCAUAACGAAAAUACGAAUAAGUAACAUUUACCUCAUAUUAAGAAUGAAGUCAAAUAUAAAUUGGAUAGCCUAAAAGCUAAGGUUUAAGAAGUAUUGACAAAUAAUGCUCAAUUGGAAGUUGUUUGUGGAGAAUUAGAACAAGAAAUAUAUGACAAAUAAAGAAAAAAGUUAAAAUUGAAUUGA
Messenger RNA from Paramecium octaurelia, 731 nucleotides. The record is from the annotation of a GenBank genome assembly. Lineage: Eukaryota; Ciliophora; Oligohymenophorea; Peniculida; Parameciidae.